CGCUGUUGGGAAGGGAACUGAGGGACGAAGGGGAGGCUGGGCAGGCGCCGUGCUGGCCUUGCUUGCGCUCGCUGCGUGCAAGGCCCGCCUGGUAGCGGAGAGCUCGGCACCCAGGGAAGCCCCUCCGCCAUGCAGGCCCGGCGGUGCCUGCCUGCUGGUGCUGCAGCCGCCGCCUUGCGAGGAUCAAGUAGAACAUAUGGAUUCAACUCAACUAGCUGAUUGUGCAGUAUAUGUCAUGGAUAGGCAUUGGCUUACCUGUUUGUUAAUGCAUGUAUAAGAGAAAAAGGUUCAAACAAGAAACUGGGUGGAUUUCCUGACAAAUGGAGAACUAUUUCCAAGCAGAGGCUUAUAACCUUGAUAAGGUUUUAGAUGAAUUUGAACAGAAUGAAGAUGAGGCUAUUUCGCCUACAUUAUUGGAUACAAAGUGGAAUCAAAUCUUAGAUCCUCCUUCCCAUCGACUUGCUUUUAAUCCAACUCUGGCGAAUGUAAAUGAAUGCACAAUUCCUAAUGAGUGUCCACAGAAAUUAAAAUCUUUCUCCCUUUCUCAUUUAGCCACCACGUCGAUAGGAGGAGGGGGUGGUUAUUCUAAUGGAAAUAAUCUUAAUAUAAGGCAAGAGAGCUCAAACAUGUGGAUUGAUGAUCAGGCAGCAGCAGAUGAUCAACUAGUUAAGAGAAAUGGCAAUCGGAAUGCUGAGUGUAAUGCUGUGGAUGAAGAAGAAAAGAAAUGUGGCAAUAUAGUUUAUUUACCAGAAGAGAAGAAUGUUCUAGUUGUAGCAGUCAUGCAUAACUGUGACAAAAAGACACUGCAAAGUGGCAAUUUGUUGGAUUGUAAAAAUGAGAUCAGUCCCUCCCUAAUGGAUACUGUUAGCUUUACACUGGAUAACGAAACCCAACAGACUGAACAACUCGAUGUUACUGUAAAUGGGUCCACUGAGAAAGAUACAGAUACAGAAAAGGAAGCAGUACAAGCAGACAGGCUGCAUACAGAAGUGGUUUCUUUUAACCAUUGUGUAGCUUCUGCUUCAGAUGGCCUAUUAAGUGGAUAUACUUCUCAGUUAAAAGAGAAUGAUAAUAUCAAUAGAGAUCCUCAGUUAUCAGAAGCUGAAGCUGCAGGGAUGAAUGUAGUUACUUUGCAGAGGCCACUUGGUGCUAGCAUUAAAAUACAAGAAAGCUGUGCAUCAGAUGAAGGUUUUGAUAUCAAUACCGUUGCCCAGAGAACCGAGCUAGAAACUAGAAACUGUUCACCUGAUUCGCGCAAUGGUGGCUUCUUCACAGAAGUUUCUUUAGUAGAGCAAACAGCCAAACAAUUUCAGUCAGGGAUACCCGAACUCUCAGAAACUUGUCAGCUGAAUGUGUUUGGAAGUGGCAAUCACUGUGAACGUUCUGGCAGACAUUCUGCCUCUCGGGACAUUGCUGCUGUUGAAAAUGAAGCUGACAAAUAUGAAAAAAUUCUCAGCACAGUUGAAUCACUCAGCAUGGCAGUGUGUUUAUCUGAAUCUCAGGAGAUAACUAAUGGGGAACUGACGAAACAAAAUGAGAUGAGUAAUAAGCAAACACUUGGGGAGAAUGAAGCACUGUUGCAUACAGCAACGCGUGAAGAAGCAUGUAGUAAUAAUGGAGAUGGUGAUGAUGACACGAUAAAAGCAGGUCUUGACUUAAAGGGGACAUGUACAGAUAAGCUUGAAGAUUCUAGUUCUACUGAUGUCAUGGAUACAUCAGCCUCAAGUGCUCUGCCGAAUGGCUGUGAUUCCUAUGGAAUACAGAACCAAGUUCUUGCUCAUAUUCCAAAGACUUUACCUUCCAAGGAAGACUCUGUGACUGAGGAAAAGGAGUUAGAGGAGAGCAAAUCGGAGUGUUACAGUAAUGUUUAUGAACAAAGAGGAGAUGAGGCCACAGAUAGGAGUGGACUCAUUUUGAACUGCACUGGUGAUCAAAUUAAAAAAAUAUAUUUAUCUGAACCAAGUCAAGCAUCACCCAAACCAGCAGCUAACCUGCAACCCCUCAGUGUUCCUUUCGGUGGUGCCCGUCCCAAACAGCCUACAAAUCUUAAAUUACAAAUUCCAAAGCCAUUAUUGGACCAUUUACAAAAUGAUCUGGUUCCUCCAAACUGUGGAGGUAACAGUAAAAAUAAGAACGAUACAUCUGGAAAAGCAAAAUUAGGUGAAAACUUGACAUCAAAUGUGUUUUCUGAUGAACCGUCAUUGAAUGCCUCUAUCGUUGAUACUGUUGGGGAGCAGACGGAUGAAUACGAAUCUGGAGUUCCUAGUAGUUCGUGCCUUGCAGCAGCCUCGGAUAGUCCAGAUAAUGAUGUUGGAGCAGGCCAGUUUGGAGUUUCUUCAAGAAAGCCAUUUACAACUUUGGGUGAAGUGGCUCCGAUUUGGGUCCCAGAUACUCAAGCACCAAACUGCAUGAAAUGUGAAGCCAGAUUCACAUUCACUAAAAGGCGACACCACUGCAGAGCCUGUGGAAAGGUCUUCUGUGCAGCCUGCUGCAGUCUGAAAUGCAAGCUGCUGUAUAUGGACCGAAAGGAAGCUAGAGUGUGUGUAAUUUGCCAUUCAGUACUAAUGAAUGAUUCCUUUGUUACAGUGCAGCAAGCUGUUCAUCAUUCUUUGCUCUCAGAAGGCUCUGAUCUUAAAUGUGCACAAGCCUGGGAGAACAUGAUGAGUGCCUCAAGCCAGAGUCCUAAUCCUAACAAUCCUGCUGAGUACUGUUCUACCAUUCCUCCCUUGCAGCAAGCCCAGGCUUCUGGAGCUCUGAACUCUCCACCACCUACUGUUAUGGUACCUGUUGGUGUCUUAAAACAUCCAGGUGCAGAAGUGGCUCAGCCUAGAGAACAAAGACGUGUUUGGUUUGCUGAUGGCAUCUUACCCAAUGGAGAAGUUGCUGAUGCAGCCAAAUUAAUGGUGACUGGAACAACCUCCACAGGAGCACUAGCAGUGUCACAUGAUCCAAGCAAGCCCAUGAGCAACAAUACUUCACCAGCAGAGACUGAAAACAUAUUGGCAUUUUCAAGAACUAUAACUCAGGUUGGAAGUCCAGUUGGCAGUGCAAUGAACCUUAUUCCUGAAGAUGGUCUUCCUCCAAUUCUCAUCUCUACUGGUGUAAAAGGAGAUUAUGCUGUAGAAGAAAAACCAUCUCACAUAUCUGUGAUGCAACAGCUAGAAGAUGGUGGUCCUGACCCUCUUGUAUUUGUGUUAAAUGCAAAUUUGCUGUCCAUGGUUAAAAUUGUGAAUUAUGUGAACCGGAAGUGCUGGUGCUUUACUACAAAGGGAAUGCAUGCGGUAGGUCAGUCAGAAAUAGUAAUACUUCUCCAGUGUUUACCUGAUGAGAAGUGUUUGCCCAAGGAUAUCUUCAGUCACUUUGUACAGCUUUAUCGAGAUGCCUUGGCAGGUAAUGUUGUGGGCAACUUAGGACAUUCAUUUUUCAGCCAGAGUUUCCUUAGCAGUAAGGAGCAUGGUGGCUUCCUCUAUGUUAUACCUGCAUAUCAGUCACUGCAGGACUUGGUGCUCCCCACUCCACCAUACUUAUUUGGAAUUCUUAUCCAGAAAUGGGAGACUCCAUGGGCCAAAGUAUUUCCCAUCCGAUUGAUGCUGAGACUUGGAGCUGAAUAUAGGUUGUAUCCGUGCCCACUUUUCAGUGUCAGAUUUCGUAAGCCAUUAUUUGGAGAGACUGGACACACAAUUAUGAAUCUCCUUGCAGAUUUCAGAAAUUACCAAUAUACAUUGCCGGUUGUUCAAGGGUUAGUGGUUGAUAUGGAAGUGAGGAAAACCAGCAUCAAAAUUCCUAGCAACAGAUAUAAUGAGAUGAUGAAAGCCAUGAACAAGUCCAAUGAGCAUGUUCUAGCGGGUGGAGCAUGUUUCAAUGAGAGGGCAGAUUCUCAUCUAGUGUGUGUACAGAACGAUGAUGGGAACUACCAGACGCAGGCCAUCAGUAUUCAUAAUCAACCACGGAAAGUGACUGGAGCCAGCUUCUUUGUGUUCAGUGGAGCUUUAAAAUCUUCUUCAGGCUAUCUUGCAAAGUCCAGUAUUGUAGAAGAUGGUGUCAUGGUCCAGAUAACAGCUGAAAAUAUGGACUCCCUGAGGCAGGCUUUGAGGGAGAUGAAAGACUUUACUAUUGCUUGUGGUAAAAUGGAUGCUGAAGAGCCUCAAGAGCAUGUGCACAUUCAGUGGGUGGAUGAUGACAAAAACUUCAACAAAGGUGUUGUAAGCCCCAUUGAUGGAAAGUCCAUGGAGUCUAUCACAAGUGUGAAGAUAUUCCAUGGUUCGGAAUAUAAAGCAAAUGGGAAGGUCAUUAGGUGGACAGAGGUUUUCUUUCUGGAAAAUGAUGACCAACAUAAUGGCCUAAGUGAUCCAGCAGACCACAGCAGGCUGACUGAGAAUGUGGCUAAGGCUUUUUGCCUGGCCUUGUGCCCUCACCUGAAACUAUUGAAGGAAGAUGGAAUGACAAAGCUGGGUCUGCGUGUUACACUUGAUGCUGAUCAAGUUGGCUACCAGGCUGGGAGCAAUGGCCAGCCACUGCCCUCUCAAUACAUGAAUGACCUGGACAGUGCCUUAGUUCCAGUGAUUCAUGGAGGGGCAUGCCAGCUGAGUGAGGGUCCAGUCAUAAUGGAGCUCAUCUUUUAUAUUCUGGAAAACAUCUCAUAAGGACUUCAUUUUCCAUUCAGACCUGUUCCAGCAGCAGUUAUCUGAAUCAUUUGCACUUUAAAACUGGAAAAUUAAGCUUUGUUAACACUAUUAUGAGGGGUGGGUGGGGUGGGGGUGAGAACAUUCGUUCUAUAAUUUGGAAUUGUCUAUGCAUUUGUCAACAAACAGGAUCAGGGCAGCUUCUAUACUACAAAAUGGCUAUGCUAUAUUUGCAGCUAAUACACUUCUGAUAUGGAUUAGAAACAAGUAAUGGUCAUGUCCUAAGACAAUUGCAGACAUGUAUUCAAUGCUCAACGGGUGCAGAGAUCACUGGGGCAUAAAUAAAAGGAAAAGAAAUGUCAGCAUUUGUAAUGUUUGUGGAUGAACUUGUUAUGAAGAAACAAUCAAGACCUCCAUUCUGACCUCAUACUGCCAUUUGUGGUUAAUUUCUCUGUUUUAAAAAGUUAUCGUUUACAUUAUUUUGACCAGCUUAUUGGUCAAAGUACCUCUGACAUGUUGGGAUAUUCUAUAGAGAUGUACAGAAUGAAAGCAGGGUGAGUGAGGGUACCUUCUAUGUCUGUCCAAGGGAAGCAGAAAUCCCUCUCUAAAAGCAGUAUGUAAAUUAAGCUUGCAGUUUUGUGUGUGUAAAUAGGAUAGUUUUACCUUUUUUACUUGUGAUAAACUGUCCCCUCAGACUGAGGUGGCAAGCAUCUGCCAUCACAAAUCUUUUCUCCUCUGAAUUUUAAAAAACUGUCACAGGCAUGAGAAUUGUUAGCCUUAAAAAGCAAUUGUGAUGUUCCUGUUCUCUUUCCAGUUGGUCCUGCUUUUCCAAAAAAAAUUAAAAAAAGGUAACAUCCUUUCUUGAUUAGUAUGCACUGUACGUACAUGAUCCCUAGCAUUAAGCCUGCACUUAACACUUUAUAGUAGCGGCACCAUGUAAAGCUAGCCUGUGAGAACUAUUAAUAGUCUGGCUGCUGUUGCAUGUUUGGCUUUCACUUCAGGCUGGAAGGCUUGUACUGUGUCUCCCCUGAAAGGCCAUCUGAGAGGAGAGCAGCUUGGGCCCCCUUGCUGCAGCAUCUGAAGCUGGCAACGAGCAAGCAAAAGAAUGUGAAAACACUACGAUUCACAUCUAAUUUUCUUCCCUGGACAACUGAUAACCAAUGGAAAGAGCUGUCCAAAGAAGUGUAGCAGCCAGCUGCUGUCAUUCAAAUUAGCUACUACCAGCGUACAAAGGGAUAAUGGACUAAGCAAGUGGGGUCAGGACCUUGUCGAACAAGUUUGACCUCUUAUGCAGAGAUCUAAAAUUGGAGCAGCAUCUGAUUUGUCCCUUCUCCAUGCAGCAAGCUGGUGAGCUAUUUGGGGGUAAAGGUGGACAGCAGUUGUUACAGGUCUGCGAUUAAGUUAACUCUGUGUUUAAAAAAGCAAAUGUAAAUAGCUAUGAUAGUUUACUUUUCUCUAGAGGUAGUAAAGUAUAGCUCAAGUGUGAGCAAGUUCCUAUUGCUUGCCUAAGCUUAGUAAAAACCUUGUUAACGCAGCUUAUACUAAACUGCAGUUAGACCCUGAGGGAUAAGCCUAGAGUUAGAGCUAGGCUCAAAAUGAAAGAGCAGGAAAAGUUAAUCCCACAUCUGAAUAUAUGUAUUUAAAAUGAAGUCUUACUGAAUUAGUUGUUAAUGGCUGGCCACAUGCUCUGAACACAGUUAAGAGUUCUUAGACGAUGCUGUACCUUGCAAGAACUCAGGUGCUCAAUAUUCCAUCAGGAUAGGGGGCAGGGUGUAGGCAGGACUGACAGAUGACACAGGCACCUGUAAAAUCCUUUGCAGGGACAAUUCUUCUGUUUGCUGUUCUCUGCUUUCCUUGCAUAUAAAAAGUUGCUUUAAACUCCCUUCUGUGACAAAGUCAGCAUUAACUUUUACUUGCAAGAUCUCCACAAUCCAUUUGAAUGAACUGAGCUGCAGUAGAGUCCCAUUUCAAGAGAUGGCAUUCAAAUAUCACCGCAGAAGCUGCUCCCCAACUCCCUUAAUUUAGUCUUAAAGUUACUGUUAGAGUUGCGGGGGGGACCAAGGUUGAACUUUUUCUUCUUUCCACCUGCAGAAAUCAUUUUGUUUGGGUUAUGUUUGUGCAAAAUGCUAUUGACUGAAUGGUUUGCUUCAACCAUAGCCUUUAAAAUGACCUUAAAAUUACCAUAUUAAGAAAUGAGUAUUUGUUUAAAGAAAAAAAUGUACUUUUAAAAUUCAGUUAACACUGCAAAAGACUGCAUUAUAUUUUUAUUUUCAACAUGUAGUUUUGUAUAUUAAAUUUAUUAAAAUUAAAAACUGAA
Messenger RNA from Hemicordylus capensis (graceful crag lizard), 6939 nucleotides. RefSeq names its product zinc finger FYVE-type containing 9 (gene ZFYVE9). Gene Ontology annotation, molecular function: metal ion binding. The transcript has 20 exons. Gene Ontology annotation, cellular component: early endosome membrane. The record is from RefSeq and is a predicted model, not a curated record. Lineage: Eukaryota; Metazoa; Chordata; Lepidosauria; Squamata; Cordylidae. The coding region runs from base 321 to 4643 and encodes 1440 amino acids. Gene Ontology annotation, biological process: endosomal transport.